Prinia subflava (tawny-flanked prinia) is the source of this 4486-nucleotide messenger RNA. Its product is annotated as mucin-2-like. Bases 70 to 3585 code for a protein of 1171 amino acids. The transcript is spliced from 6 exons. The record is from RefSeq and is a predicted model, not a curated record. NCBI's taxonomy places the organism in Eukaryota, Metazoa, Chordata, Aves, Passeriformes, Cisticolidae.
GACACCUUCCCCACACCCUGUGUCCUCAUUUCCACCACCUUGCAAGGCGUUGGGGUGCUGGUUUUGGACAUGACUCGGGGCACGGGAGGGCUGCCCCUGCUGCUGCUGAGCCUUGCUGUGCUGGAUCUCCCACUGGAGACCACGGCACUGCUGCCCAACACCAGCUCAAGCACUGCAACCACCUUCCCUUCCUCUCGUCAUGCAACCUCCACCCCAGAGAUGCCAGCAGAUGCCUUCACAUCCAGGGCUUCUGCAGCUCAGCGGAGCAGCCCAGCAGCCUCCAACAUCACCACACCAGAGGCAAGGGGCAACACAACUCAUAGCACUCCUGUGCCACCUGGGCUGAGAGCCACCACCAGCAGCAGUACCCUGGCAGGGCUGGAAGCCACCAGGAGCAACACUCCAGCACAGCUGAGACCCACCACCAGCACCACCCCGGCAGGGCUGGGACUGACCACCAGCAGUACCUCAGCACAGCUGGGACCCACCACCAGCACCUCUCCAGCACAGCUGGGACCCACCACCAGCACCACUCCAGCACAGCUGGGACCCACCACCAGCACCACUCCAGCAGGGAUGGAACCCACCAGCACCACCCCAGCAGGGCUGGAACCAACCACCAGCACCACUCCAGCACAGCUGGGACCCACCACCAGCACCACUCCAGCACAGCUGGGACCCACCACCAGCACCACCCCAGCACAGCUGGAACCUACCACCAGCACCAAUCCAGCACAGCUAGGACCCACCACCAGCACCACCCCGGCACAGCUGGGACCCACCACCACCAGCAGCACCCUGGCAGGGCUGGAGCCGACCACCAGCAGUACUCCAGCAGGGCUGGGAACCACCACCAGCACCACCCUGGCAGGGCUGGGAGCCACCACCAGCACCACCCCGGCACAGCUGGGACCCACCACCAGCACCACUCCAGCACAGCUGGGACCCACCACCAGCACCAUCCUGGCAGUGCUGGGAGCCACCACCAGCACCACCCCAGCACAGCUGGAACCUACCACCAGCACCACUCCAGCACAGCUGGGACCCACCACCAGCACCACCCCAGCACAGCUGGGACCCACCACCAGCACCACCCCAGCACAGCUAGGACCCACCACCAGCACCACCCCAGCACAGCUAGGACCCACCACCAGCACCACCCCAGCAGGGCUGGGACCCACCACCAGCACCACUCCGGCACAGCUGGGACCCACCACCAGCACCACUCCAGCACAACUGAGACCCACCACCAGCACCACUCCAGCAGGGAUGGAAGCCACCAGCACCACCCCAGCAGGGCUGGAGCCAACCACCAGCACCACUCCAGCACAGCUGGGACCCACCACCAGCACCAUCCUGGCAGUGCUGGGAGCCACCACCAGCACCACCCCAGCACAGCUGGAACCUACCACCAGCAGCACCCCAGCACAGCUAGGACCCACCACCAGCACCACCCCAGCACAGCUGGGACCCACCACCAGCAGCACCCCAGCACAGCUAGGACCCACCACCAGCACCGCUCCAGCACAGCUGGGACCCACCACCAGCAACACCCCAGCACAGCUAGGACCCACCACCAGCACCACUCCAGCACAGCUGGGACCCACCACCAGCACCACCCCAGCACAGCUAGGACCCACCACCAGCACCACUCCAGCACAGCUGGAACCUACCACCAGCACCACUCCAGCACAGCUGGGACCCACCACCAGCACCACCCCAGCACAGCUAGGACCCACCACCAGCACCACCCCAGCAGGGCUGGGACCCACCACCAGCAGCACCUCAGCAGGGAUGGAACCCACCAGCAGCACGUCAACAGGGCUGGGACUGACCACCAGUAGUACCCCAGCACAGCUGGGAGCCACCACCAGCACCCUGGCAGGGCUGGAGCCAACCAGCAGCACCACCCCAGCACAGCUAGGACCCACCACCAGCACCACUCCAGCACAGCUGGAACCCACCACCAGCACCACCCCAGCACAGCUGGGACCCACCACCAGCACCACCCCAGAACAGCUGGGACCCACCACCAGCACCACUCCAGCACAGCUGGGACCCACCACCAGCACCACUCCAGCACAGCUAGGACCCACCACCAGCACCACUCCAGCAGGGAUGGAACCCACCAGCACCACCCCAGCAGGGCUGGAGCCAACCACCAGCACCACUCCAGCACAGCUGGGACCCACCACCAGCACCACCCCAGCAGGGCUGGAACCUACCACCAGCAGUACCCCAGCACAGCUGGGAGCCACCAGCACCACCCCAGCAGGGCUGGGACCCACCACCAGCAGCACCUCAGCAGGGAUGGAACCCACCAGCAGCACGUCAACAGGGCUGGGACUGACCACCAGUAGUACCCCAGCACAGCUGGGAGCCACCACCAGCACCCUGGCAGGGCUGGAGCCAACCAGCAGCACCACCCCAGCACAGCUAGGACCCACCACCAGCAGCACCUCAGCAGGAAUGGAACCCACCAGCAGCACCUCAGCAGGGCUGGGGCUCAGCACCACCAGCGUGCCAACUCCAACCUCCAUGGCCGUGACACCCAGCUGUGACAAGACUACCACUUCCACGUCUGUGGGGAGCAGCACGGCCCUGGCUGCCAGCUCAUUUGGAGUUGAAAUGAGCACACUGUCUCCUCCUGCCUCUACUCUUCUCUCCUCCAGCAGCGUGGGCACCACAUUUGGCACCAGCACCCACCAAAGGCCAGCCAUGACCACACUGCUUGGCACUACAUCCUCAGGGACCAGCACUACCUCUUCUUCCACCACCCCUGAAGUGACAGACACUUCAGAUGGGCCCUUGAUGACCCCAUCAGACACCAUGGCCUCCCUUGUUACCACCACAGAGGUCCCUGGGAGCACCCCUGUCCCUAGCCAGCCAGCUGGGACCAUGCCUAGGACCACCCUUGGUACCUCCAUCCCACCAGAACCAGAGAGCCCCAGUGACACUGCAGAGACCACUGCCAUGGGUGUGACAGCAACUGUGUCCCCAGCUCUCCCUACCUCCUCAACACCUGUGGAGAGUUCAACACUGCUGCCUACCACUGAUUCCACCACCACAGCCACCCUCCUUUCCUCCAGCCCUGAAACAGAAGCCUCCACCUCAGAGGAGUCCAGCACAUCUGCAGAGACUGGCAACACCUCUCCUCCCACUGAGCCUUCUCCCACCACGACUACAGAAGAUUCAGCAGAGACCUUGGAAGCCCUGGCAGACACCACAGCCAGCCCUGUUAUCAGCUCAUCAGACCCCAUGAGCACCCCCUACCCAGACAGCACCACCCCUGACAUCUUCCCCUCAACUAUGGACUCGACUCCAGGCACUGAGUCCUCUUCCCCUGUCACCAGCUCAGCCCAGAUCUCAGAGGUUACUACCCUCAGCAUGCCUACAGUCUGCCCCUCUGCCUCGUCCAACACCAGUGCAUCUCACCUCUUUCUGUCGCUGCGGCUAACCACCCCUCUGGACCUGGGGAACACCACGGUGCAGGAGCUGCUGUUGUCCAAGCUCCAAGAGGACCUGCAGACAGCAUUCCCGUGUGCUGGCCUGGCACUGGCCUGGCGAGGGAAGAGGAGGACUUGACCACUGCCCCUUGCCCAGCCUGCUGCCUCCUGGAUUGCCAAGCAACUGCUCCCAGCUCCUCACCUGUGGUGGUGCAGGCCCCUGGGGAAUCCCACACAGCUCCUCUUGAACCUGGGGCUUCCUGUCCUUCACUCUGUACCCCCAGAGGACCCCAUGCCCCUCCUGCCCCUUCCCACAGCCUGUGUGAAGAGCCUGAGCCCUCCCACCACCCUGCUCCAGACCUGAUUCCUGUGUGGAAUUCUCUGCUGGGGGCUGGGAGGAGGAAACCCCACAGGACUGAGCUUUUACAUCUGGGACUGAGCUGGCUCAGCCGUCAAAGCCACCCUAGGGACAGAGGAAUUAGAGGAAGGAGACCUGAAGCCCCCAGUACUGCUGUGCCCAAGGCUCACCUGUGGUAUUGCUGACGGAGGAGAACACCCAUGCUGGGCAGUAAAAAGAAAUUCCAUGUUUUCUGUGGUGAAGUGAUGACUUCUUUAUUUUCCAAGUUGCCUUUCCCAGUUUUCAGCUUUGCCAUCUAUUGGAGGUACCAGUGAGGAAAACUGAGUCCCAAGAGCUUUUCGUGGAGAGACGGGCUCAGUGCUGUGCCCUCCCACCAGGGGCUGCUGCAGACAUUCCCAAGGAUGGCCCGGCACCCCGGCAGACCCGUGGUCUCUGCUUUGGAGCUCUCUGCCCCAUAACACCCCACAGCUGCAGGGGCAGCGCUGUGGGGCUGUGGAAAUCCCGUGGGCUGUGCUCCUUCCCUGUUUUUUCCAGUCCCCAACUAAGGAGACGGCUGCAACAUCUGUCCCCCUGCAGCAAAGUCAUUUAUUAACUGAUUAAUUAGCCUGAUAAAAUCCAACUGAAGCAAUUAUUAGCCUAAGCAAGCCACCUCGCCUGGAGAUUGAAAACUGAAAUAAUUAGC